Hydatigera taeniaeformis is the source of this 1317-nucleotide messenger RNA. The record is from the annotation of a GenBank genome assembly. Lineage: Eukaryota; Metazoa; Platyhelminthes; Cestoda; Cyclophyllidea; Taeniidae.
CGACUGAUUACAUUUCCUCAUUUUCAGAUAUCUGUUGUGGGUGAUACCCUCUCCGAUAGUGGUCAGAUCAAUAAUCAACAGAUUAUUGUACCUGAGUGUCGACUUCACGAGGACAUUGGGUCCCUACUGCUCAAACAGACACUGACUGACGUCACUCUGGUUGUGAUGGCCUCUCCCACCUCCCCAGCCCAACAAGCUCAUGACAACUCACCGACACUGCAAGUGGGAGGGUUGGACGGUGAUUCUCCCACCUUGCCUGGUGCUUCAGCAGACGGUGAUGAAACCGGCUGUCAGGAUCCUGAGGACAAUGAAGAUGACGAAGGCGAGGGUAGUAAAACGCCUUCAAGGGAUGAUGUAGAGGAACACACCGGAGAUGGGGAGAGUGAGGGAGAUGUUUCCUCCGCUCUACCGCUUCGAAAUAUUCUCCGUGUCCCAAGCGCACAGCCACCGCAAACACAACAGCAAUCGGACAGCAAUGAAGCAGUGCGAAAACCCGUGCCCCCACUUGUAUCCUGUUCUGCUUGUUCUUCCUGCUGCCCCCAACAACAGCACCAGACAGGGAAUAAUGGUGAUAAUAGCGAGCGGCAGAAACAUCGACAUCCCAUUUCGACAUAUUCUGCUUCCUCCUCCUCUUCCUCGAUCACUGAUCCACUUUCGAUGGAUGGUGGAUAUGCCUAUAGUGAUGAUUGUAGCUGUCAAUCCGGACUGACAACACCACCACCUCCACAGCAGCCGACAAUACCACCUUCGGCAUCAUCCUCCCUAGCGCCUCCUCCGAAUGUCGUCUCAACGACAGCGGCCAUUCAUCUUUCCUCUACAAACACACCCUCUGCUGCUGCCUCUUCCUCCUCCACCUCCUUUCCCUCAGCAAUUGUUGGCAGUAGCACUACUACCACGCCUAAGCCGCAUCACCACCUCUAUCAUCAGUUUCUUGCCCCCGUCAGUACCCCCUCUACUCCUACGCCGGCGAUUGGAAGCGGAGGUAAUAGUGAAGGUUUCGUGCUUCGUCAAUUCAAAGCGCACAAGGCCAUCCUUGCGGCGCGGAGUCCAGUGUUUGCGGCUAUGUUUGAGCAUGGAAUGACCGAAUCGAGAGCCAAUCGGGUUAACAUCACCGACGUGGAGCCAGACAUCCUUGGAGAGGUGCUACGAUUUAUCUACACGGGGCGGGUGGUGGGAUUGGACAAUCCGGUGAUGGCACAGGAGCUUCUAGCUGCUGCGGAUAAGGUGAGAGAAAGAUUUUGUUGUUGUUAUUCUCAUCCACUUCAUAAAUCGGAUAUUGUUCCGAACUCUUUUCUUGAGAACACGAAACAAAGAUGA